This is a messenger RNA of Microdochium trichocladiopsis, 2214 nucleotides long. Its product is annotated as P-loop containing nucleoside triphosphate hydrolase protein. The transcript has 2 exons. Gene Ontology annotation, cellular component: translation release factor complex. NCBI's taxonomy places the organism in Eukaryota, Fungi, Ascomycota, Sordariomycetes, Xylariales, Microdochiaceae. Gene Ontology annotation, molecular function: GTPase activity; translation release factor activity; GTP binding. The coding region runs from base 1 to 2214 and encodes 737 amino acids. The record is from RefSeq and is a predicted model, not a curated record. Gene Ontology annotation, biological process: translation; nuclear-transcribed mRNA catabolic process, deadenylation-dependent decay; translational termination.
AUGUCGAACCUCAACUCGUGGGAAGACGAUCCGUCUGCCCAGGACGACAACCUAUCCCGGCAGACCCAGCAGAUGAAUCUCAACAACCAGCAGCCUCAGCAACCCCAGUCCUUCCGCCCCGGCGCCUCGUCCUUCAACCCCGGCGCCUCGUUCACUCCCGGCGCUGCCUCCUUCCAGCCCGGACAACCCUACGGCGCCGGUUACCCGCAAUAUCAGCAGCAGCAGCAAUACGGCGGAGGCCAGUUCUCUCAGUAUGGCGGCGGCGGUGGCGGCUACGGCCAGAGCGGUUAUGCUCAGAGCGGUUACGGCCAGGGCUACAACCAGUACAACCAGGGUUAUGGCGGUGGUUAUGGCCAGCAGCAGGGCUACCAGCAACAAGGCCAAGGCCAACAAUCAUACGCUCAAUACCAGCAGCAAAGACAGCAGCAGCAGCCUCCAAAGCAGCCUGCACAACAAUCAGUCCCCACCAUCGCUAAGAGACCGACGGAUGCGGCGGCCCCUAGUGACAAGCCCGCAGUCGGCGCCAAGGUCCUCAGCAUCGGAGGCGACGCGAAGCCAGCGGUCAAGUCAGAGGGUGGCGCGAAGGUGCUCAGCAUAGGAGGAGACGCCAAGCCUGUCGCGAAGAAGGAGGGUGGUACCAAAGUCCUCAGCAUUGGCGGCGAGACUGCCAAGCCUAAGCCAGCAGAUACCAAGAAGGAGGAAGUCGAGUCAGCCCAGAAGGUGACAGCCGCCAAGGCGAUCGAGAAGACGGGCGAGUCGACCAAGGCCCCGAGCGGCAAGACCUCUCCAACACCAUCAUCAGGCAGAUCGAGUCCCUCCCGCGCCGCCGCCGCCGGCAAGGGCGCCCGUGUCGAUGCAGUGCUCGACGACCAGACUGCCGAUGUCGACGACGAGACCCUCAAGGAGAUUUACGGCAAGGAGCACGUCAACAUCAUCUUCAUUGGCCACGUUGAUGCCGGCAAGUCUACGCUUGGUGGUUCUAUCCUGUAUGCCACUGGCAUGGUUGACGAGAGAACACUUGAGAAGAACAAGCGCGAGGCAAAGGAGCUUGGUCGUGAGACCUGGUAUUUGUCGUGGGCUCUUGAUCUGACCAAGGAGGAGCGCUCCAAGGGCAAGACUGUCGAGGUCGGACGUGGAUUCUUCGAGACGGAGAAGAGGCGCUACAGUAUCCUCGAUGCCCCCGGACACAAGACCUACGUCCCCUCCAUGAUUGGUGGCGCCUCGCAGGCCGAUGUCGGUAUCCUGGUCAUCUCGGCCCGCAAGGGUGAGUACGAGACUGGCUUCGAGAAGGGUGGACAGACUCGUGAGCACGCCAUGUUGGCCAAGACGCAGGGUGUCAACAAGCUCAUUGUCGUCAUCAACAAGAUGGACGACCCUACCGUCGAGUGGUCCGAGGAGCGGUACAAGGAGUGCACGACCAAGCUCGCGGCGUUCUUGAAGGGUACUGGCUACAACCUCAAGACCGAUGUGUUCUUCAUGCCCAUUGCUGCGCAGCAGCUGAUGGGCAUCAAGGACCGCAUUCCCGAUGGCGUUUGCCCAUGGUACAGCGGGCCGUCCCUCCUCGAGUACCUUGACAACAUGAGUGCUCUGGAGCGCAAGGUUAAUGCGCCUUUUAUGAUGGCCAUCAGUGGCAAGUACAAGGAUAUGGGUACCAUGGUCGAGGGCAAGAUUGAGGCUGGUGUGGUCAAGAAGGGCAUGAGCAUCGUGAUGAUGCCGAACAAGGAGAAGGUUGAGAUUGCUGCAGUGUACGGCGAGCAGGAAGACGAGAUUCCGGCCGCUCAGUGUGGUGACCAGGUCCGCCUCCGCCUGCGCGGUAUCGAAGAGGAAGACAUCCUGCCCGGUUUCGUCAUGUGCUCGCCCAAGCGUCUCGUCCACAACGUCAAGGAGUUUGAGGCCCAGAUCCGAAUUCUGGAGCUCAAGAGCAUCCUGUCGGCAGGCUUCAACUGCGUCAUGCACGUACACUCCGCUGUCGAGGAGGUCACGUUCGCCAGCCUCCUGCACAAGCUGCAGAAGGGCACUGGUCGCAAGAGCAAGCUGCCGCCGACCCAUGCCAAGCGCGGCGACAGCAUCAUCGCCCGCAUGUCGGUCAUCGGUGGCGCCGGCUCCGUCUGCAUUGAGAGAUUCGAAGACUACCCGCAGAUGGGUCGGUUCACCCUGCGCGACCAGGGUCAGACCAUUGCCAUCGGUAAGAUUACCAAGCUCAUCACGGAGUAA